GCAAAAGUAGGGUAAAGGUAGAUACAAAAUAGAAGCAAAGAAAUAAAAUCUGAAGGAUCUGCAAAUGGAGGGGGAAUUUGGUAUUUUCUUUAAAGAAGUACCAGAAAAUUUACUUCUAUGCAUUGGAAAAUAAAUUAUUUUGUUUAGUAAUCUUCCAGCAGAAAAGAAACUGUAUUUGAAACUUUCAGACUAUCAAACUGUAUUUGAAACUUUCAGCCGCUCAAAACAAAUCUUGCCUGGUUUAUGAAAAAGGAAAUAACACCACUAGAUGAUGCAAGAAAAAAUCUUUAUAAAACAUGGGAAUAAGGAUACAACACGUCUACGACUGUGAGUCUGAAUGAAAAACAAAAUUUGUCAAAAGAUCACUAUGCUCCAACUUGCAAACCUCUGCAUGUUAUGGUGUGAUAAUAAUUCAGAUGUGCUGGUGAGCCCUACCUAAAUGGAAUGUAUUUUUAAUUUAAAAACCUUUUCAAAACAACAGAUUGAAGAAUAAAUAAAGUAAGAAAGAUAUUUUUGGUGGCUGUAGGGAUCGGAGAUGAGGUUGUGAGAAUUUUUUGGGGGGAAAUCCAGCCACAGGUGAAGGAAAACGUGGCAUGAAAAUUGGAAUAUCUGAGGAACCAGAGAAGAAUCUGAAGGAGAAGAAAACCACCAGAAGGAGCAUGGCAGUGAUGAAGGAGAUUCUCCGAUCCAGAAAUCUCUUGCUUGUUGUCCUCAUUCCACUUCUGCUGCUUCCUCUGCCACUUAUAUACCCCAGCAGUGAAGCCUCAUGUGCCUACGUGCUCAUCGUGACAGCUGUGUACUGGGUCUCUGAAGCAGUGCCUCUUGGAGCAGCAGCCUUGGUUCCUGCUUUCCUGUACCCUCUCUUUGGGGUCAUGAAGUCCAGCGAGGUGGCUGCUGAAUAUUUCAAGAACACAACUUUGCUCCUCAUGGGUGUGAUUUGUGUGGCAGCUUCUGUAGAAAAGUGGAAUCUCCACAAGCGAAUUGCCCUGCGCAUGGUGAUGAUGGCUGGAGCCAAGCCAGGCAUGUUGCUCCUUUGCUUUAUGUGCUGCACCACGGUGCUCUCCAUGUGGCUCUCCAACACCUCCACCACAGCCAUGGUGAUGCCAAUCGUGGAGGCAGUGCUCCAGGAGCUGGUGAAUGCUGAGGAGGAGUGCGAGGUCAUCACGGCUGCAGGCAGCACCAUUGCUGAAGAAAACAAGCCAAUAGGUCUCGGUGAAAAGCACGGCCAAGCUUCACUGGAGCUUAUCUUCAUCAAUGAGGAUGCUACUACUACUGACUUCAGCUCCUUGAUGCACUCAAAGAGUAUGAAUGGUGUGCACAUGAUAGCCAACCCUAUUGGAACAAUGAAUUCUACAAGCAAUGGGCAGCACCUACCUCAGGCUCAGAUCCUGGUCCUGCCCCCCGAGCCCUCAGAGCUCGGGCUGAGCAGCAGGUACCGGUACCAGACCAGGCAUGACCACAUGGUCUGCAAAUGCCUCUCGCUGAGCAUCUCCUACGCUGCAACCAUCGGGGGGCUGACCACCAUCAUAGGCACCUCCACCAGCCUCAUCUUCCUCGAGCACUUCAACAACCAGUACCCAAAAGCUGAAGUGGUGAAUUUUGGAACUUGGUUUCUGUUCAGUUUCCCCAUCUCCCUCAUCAUGUUGGUGCUGACUUGGUUCUGGCUGCACUGGCUGUUCUUGGGCUGCAAUUUUAAAGAGACUUGUUCUGUGAGCAAGAAGAAGAAGACCAAACGGGAAGAAAUGUCAGAGAGAAGAAUUCAAGAGGAAUACAAGAAACUGGGAAAUGUUAGCUAUCCUGAGAUGGUGACUGGAUUCUUCUUCAUCCUGAUGACCUUGCUUUGGUUCACUCGUGAGCCUGGCUUUGUACCAGGAUGGUCAUCUUUUUUUGAGAAGAAAGGUUACCGGACUGACGCCACUGUCUCUGUAUUUCUUGGGUUUCUCCUUUUCCUGAUUCCAGCAAAAAAGCCAUGUUUUGGAAAAAGGAGAAAAGGAGAUGGUGAAAAGUCAACAGAAAUCAACACACUGGAGCCCAUCAUUACCUGGAAGGACUUUCAGAAGACCAUGCCCUGGGAGAUUGUAGUGCUGGUUGGAGGAGGUUAUGCCUUAGCAGCUGGAUGUAAGACCUCUGGCCUCUCUACGUGGAUUGGACGUCAAAUGCUCUCCCUGAGUAGCCUUCCCUCCUGGGCUGUUACUCUGCUGGCUUGCAUUUUGGUGUCCAUGGUAACAGAAUUUGUUAGUAAUCCACCAACCAUAACCAUCUUUCUGCCUAUUUUAUGCAGUAUGUCAGAAACCCUGCUUAUCAACCCUUUGUACACCCUGAUUCCUGUCACCAUGUGCAUCUCCUUUGCGGUGAUGCUGCCCGUGGGUAACCCUCCAAAUGCCAUUGUCUUCAGUUAUGGGCACUGCCAGAUCAAAGAUAUGGUGAAAGCUGGCCUGGGUGUAAAUCUGAUUGGCCUGGCUGUUGUCAUGGUGGCCAUCAACACGUGGGGAAUUAGGCUCUUCCAGCUGAACACCUUUCCAGAAUGGGCAGCAGUCAGCAACAUCACAAGCCAAAUGUAAUCUUCAACUAAAAAAAAAGCAAAAGUGCAAGACCAAAGCAAGCUGGGACAAAAUAUUGAACCUUCAUUUCACAUAUGAAAGAAGGAAGCUUGAACCAGGAUCUGCUGUAAAACUGUGAAUAAAAUCCACUGGGAUGUCUUCUGCAACAGCUUUUCAGUUCUGAAAAUCAGCGUGAGUUAAAAGGAGAGAUUAGCUUUGCUCUACUGUUGCUUUCUCUGGGAUACCAUAACUCAGAAAAAAAUCCACUCCUCCAAGUUAUUUCCCUAUAGCUUUUUCAUGCCUUAGAGCAGUUAGGUAGGACCUGUAUGCAGGACUCCAGUGGCAGAAGACAAGUACACAUACACUGCUGUACUCAGCAGCAGCAGAUUCAGUCCUACUAGUGACCCCUACACUGAAUGUAGGGUGAGCCUUAUUCCCAAACCCAGAGGAGUUUUAUAAGCCUACUUUUUUGGAGGUAAAUUAUUCUUGGUUUUUUUUAGAUGACUCAUCAUUGCUUUGCAAAAACCAUUUUUCCACCUAUCUCAUAUGACCUGGACAGAAAUCCAGCUACCAACUACCAGCACAGUGCUUCAAAGGGAUAAUAGAAAGCUCCAGAGAGGAAGGAGAAAUCUCCUUGGAAGGAGAAUAUGGGGUUUUUUUCCACAGCACUAAUAAAUAAAUUUCCAGUAUUGCAGUACUUGCAAUCUCAGCUUUGGAAGGAAGAGUUUCAGAAACAGAAAGUUUUGUUCAAGACCUUCUUCAUCAUUACUGCAGUGGGAGUUCUUUCAGCAGGGGAAGCUGUGACCAGCAAAACCAUAUCAGGCCAACAACCCCUACCACUCUCCUGUCUCUUUGGCUGCUGUUUAAUUAUGCACUUAUGAUUCCCCUGCCUGAGAAAGUCUCAUUCCUGAUGGCACUCAGUGCUGCUCCAGUAAGAAGGGAGAGGGCUGAAGUGGAGUGGUGCUGGUGUAUCUCCCCAUCCUGUGCAUUCACUUGAAUCUCACACCCCCUGCUCUCUAGCAGCCCAGAGAGCAGGCACUUCAAAUGUAGGAAACUGUGGCAUAAAGUAAAUAACUACCAAGCUAAAAGGCCAAUCUCUUUAUCUCUUAUCAAUAAAUUCCCAGCUUUCCUCACUGGAUCUCUGUGACACUCAUUAAGUCUUCUCAUGUAUUAUGUCUAGUUUUUAAUAAUUUCUUUAAUGUCAUACAUUUAAGCUGUAUAUUAGAAUGAUUGAAUCUCAUGUAAUCACACAUACACUUUAAUGAAUUUUUAUGCUUUCCACUUUUAAUCUAGGCUCUCUAGAUGUGAAUGUAUUCUGCAAAAAUAAAAUGUCAAUAAAAUAAAUUAUUCACUACUGCACAUUCUGGUGCUCCAUGAGCAUACAAAUUGGAUAUAUUUCACCCAUAACCCAGCAAAACCUUAGAGAAGCAGUGUUGAGACAGCAGCAGGUUUUGGUUUACUGCUUCUGUCAAAACACAGGGAUCCCACAGACUCAUAUUGGAAAUAAACAGGUACAGUAAAAGGUCUCAGGCUGGCAGAAGGGAGAAAUAUGGGAAAAAAACAAAAAGCAUGUCUUAGCCCUUGUUCCAAAAGCAGGAAGAUGUAUCCUUUAGCAAAACAAUUGCUAUUCCUGGUAGUUCCUGUAAAUUUCAUUUUGAAUAGCAAAGUGUUUCUGUGCAUCAGUCACCUAAAGCAUCCCCAUGUCCCUCUAUGCAUAAAACAAGACCUUGGCCUCACUUUUUCCAGCUCUUCUCCCAGCUCACCUGUUGAGGUGAAUGCUCUAUGUGUGGAGACAUGAGGCUUGACUCCAUUUUCUCAGAAGGCUGAUUUAUUACCUCAUAUAUUAUACUAAAAUACUACAUAAAAACUAUACUAAAAGAACAGAGAGAAAAGAUGAUCAGAAGGCUACAAACAAGAAUAACAUAGAGUGCAUAACAAAAAUCUUGUGACCGCUCACAGCCUCAGCACACGUGGCUGUGAUUGGUCAUCAAGUGAAAACAACCAACAGGACCAAUGGAAGAUGCACCUGUGGCAUUCCACAGCAGCAGAUAGUUACUGUUUACAUUUCUUUCCUGGGGCUCCCAGCUUCUCAGGAGGGAAAAAAUCCUACUAGAGGAUUUUCCAUAAAAUAUCAUAGUGACAUUCACCUGUUCCUGUGUUCCCCUCACCCUGAGCCUGCUGCUCUGCUGCACUCCAGCACACAAAGCUCAGGGCAGCCUCUGCCAUGCAGAGCCUCCUCAUCCUUUCUGCUCCCCUCCCUGCUCAGGGUGUUUACCUGCUCCCCAGCAGGAGGCUGCUCUGAACAGGGACCCCAAAAUGGUGCUCAAAGCAAGGCACUCGAGCCUCCCCUGACAGGAGCUCCAUCCUGAAGCCCCAGGAGCAGGAGAGGAAGGGCUGCAAUGUCUGUUCACCAACAUGGGCAACUUCCUCCAGGACAAGCACUACAGUGGGUGGGCAUGUCUGCAAUACCAACAGUUUUGUCCCUACACACAGCAGGCAGAACACCUCUUUGUUCACAGUGACUGAAGAUACUUUUGAUCAUUCUCCCCCUGCCAAGACACUUUCUGGCUUGCUUUCUUCCCAAGGCUUUAGCUGCUCUGCACCUUUCGCUUGCAACUCAUCUUCUAAUCCUUUUCACUUCAUGCUUCAUCCACCAGCAUCUUCCAAUUGCUUUGCUGCUCAGCAACAAAUCACUCUCUGCCCUCCUAAUGCUGAUUUCUCAGCUCUGCUCAGCUCCCACCAGACCUUGCUAUCCCAGAGAUUUCCCAGGGGAUAUGAACACAGGAUAUUCUCAUUUGUGAGAGACCAGCAGCUGCCAUUCCAUCCAGCCUUAGGGAGACCUGGGAUUACUCAAAAAUCAAACAGGGUGCCUAGCAAUGCUCUUCAGUAAGAACAGCAAUAGCAGGAGGUAAAUUUAAUGGCUCGGUGCUCUUGCACAUCUCAAACAGUAUUUCUUCAGAAGCAUUUCCAGGAGGCUCUGGUGUAACUCAUGUCACAGGGGCAUUUGGAGUGGCCUCAGGCAAGGACUUUCCCCAACAGACUGUUUCUCCUGUUUUGGUGCUUUUGGCAUGCUUCCACAUUCACAGCUGCUAGUCACUGCCACGUCCCACCAGGUAGAUGCAUGAGGCAAUGGGCUGUGGUUUUUGGAUGUAAAACCAAUAUUCAUGUUAGUGAAGUUCUGUGAGGUGCAUCCACCAACUUUAUUUGGGUUCUGGCACCCAAUAAGCCAAUAAUUAGCUUUGCUGUCUGGCAUUUGUUUAUUUUGGUUAUUAACCCUUGCCUGGUUAAUGGCAGAAGAGCUUUAGGGCAGCAUUUUCCAGCACAGGAUAAUACUCUCAACCCACAGUAAAUGUUUUAGAAGUCUGUCAGUAGCCCAUAUAUUCCUUUCCUCCCAUUUUGCCUUGAACCUUCAGCUCCAGAAUAUGUCUCAAAAUACUCAAUACAUGAACACAACUGUUUUCAGGAAAGGAAGGAAGCCUGCAUAUUUUAGCUGGCAAUUUUAGCUACCCACAUAGGCAUUUGAAAUGGACAUUAACAGUCCAUGCUAAGUGGGAAACUUGCUCCUAGCUAACUUCAUGGAGCAUCCAUCUUUUGUGCCCUGCUAUGACACCAGUGCAUGCAAAGCAUUCUGAGCCACCAGAUGCAAGACCUGCACCAAUCACUCAUCUGUGCUCACCCUCUGAAAGGUGAGGUCAAAUUUUAGUAUCACCUAGAACAACCUCAGGCUAGGUAAAAUGUGUUAUUCAGAAGUAGCAAAAGUCCUAUCAGCUGUGUUAUAAUGUUAUCCAGAUUUACAGCUUACUACAUGGGAGGAAAAAACCCAGCUUGAACUAAAAUGGAAAGUUUUGCAGUGUGAAACACCUCAGAAAUCCUGUCUUUAAUACUAACGAGCACAUAUUGUUCCCACAGCACUACAUCUGCAGCUUUUUACUUACUAAUAUGCUAGGGGGAAAAAAAAACAACAACAACAAAAAAGAAUUCUAAUAUCUGCUUGGAAUGCUUAGCUGAAAGAGUCAGCUCCCAAAACAUUUUUAGAGUAACUGGCAUGUUUGGCAACAAAUACAGAGAUGUUGAACAUUAUCUCACUUCUCAUCCCCAUGUAAAGAAAGGGAAGAACAAUAAAGUAUGUUUGAGCAAAGAAAUAAUCCAAUUUUAAAUACUAAUAUCAUUUUACAUGGCAAGCAAAGAAAAAUGAAUGGGUUAGAGACAGUAUUUUUCAAUGCUCAAGAAUAGGAAACGAAGGGGAGGGAGAGGAAGUUGAGGGAACUAAGUUCAUCAUGUUCAUGAAAACAUCAAAACAGCUGUGCAGCACUAUCACUCUAGGGAAACAGUUCUGGGCAUGGAAGAAAAUUCUUUCAGUCAGGUCUGAAAUCUGAAGGAAAUGGAAAUCUCUCUGGAUAUCUUCCACAUAUGCUGCUACCACAGGGCUUCUGAUAGCUGGGUUCAGGUGGUACAACCAUUUCUCCCUGUCAGAGUUUCUUGGAGUGGUUCCUGUGGAGAAAAUUGGUUGCAUCACUACUAAGAUUGUCUGACUUGAGCUGGCUUUAAACUUCUCAACCAUUUGCAGACUGAAAGCUUUUAUGUCAGCUACACAUUUCAGGUCAGAGGUGAAAGGAAGGAUUUAAAAUUACAGGUGAAAUAUUCCUUGCAUAUAUUUAUAUUGCUUAAGAAGAAGAGUCUUUGCAUGAAUAAUAGUUUGUUUCAGGAAUGCAUUGUGGAAGAACAAUGUCACCACCAAACUUUGGUAAAGGAUGCAAGUGUUUAGUGCAUAGUACACUGUAAAUGUGUCUUUACUGAUCCAAUGAGAACUCCUGAACUUGGGAGUCCACUCAGAUACAUCAAAAAUUAAAGGCUUUGGGGUAGAGUGAAAAUUACCAUGGGUACAUAGAGAGUUCUGUACUUUAAAGCUUUGAUGCUCUGUUUAUAGCAAAGAGCACAUUUCACUGACAAAGCAAGACAAUUAGUGCUCAGAGCUUGGUUCUUUUCCUUCUGAAUGCCCCUAGACCUGUCUAAUGGACUAAACACCCAUCAGAGAUCAAAGUACAUCUUCUGAUUUAGUCCCUUCUGAGAUGAACACAGACCACAUGCUCUAUGGGUUUUCCUAUGAUGAGAAUGAAAACAUAGUAAAAGGACAAACCACUUUGAAGGCACAAUCCUCAUCCUAAUUAAAACAUUAAUGGAGGAGCACUCUAGGUAUGCUUUAAUCUAGAGCCUGAACAAAUGGAGGUCAUUUUCUGUGCUUCUCUGUAGCACUUCACUACCAGGCAUUUUCAAUAAGAGCAAGAACACCUUCCUGGC
Molecule: messenger RNA, 7838 nt
Organism: Passer montanus (Eurasian tree sparrow)
Lineage: Eukaryota; Metazoa; Chordata; Aves; Passeriformes; Passeridae
Gene: SLC13A4
Product: solute carrier family 13 member 4
Exons: 16
Coding region: 594-2561 (655 amino acids)
Biological process (GO): monoatomic anion transmembrane transport
Cellular component (GO): membrane
Molecular function (GO): transmembrane transporter activity
Source: RefSeq, a predicted model, not a curated record